Molecule: messenger RNA, 2587 nt
Organism: Leguminivora glycinivorella
Lineage: Eukaryota; Metazoa; Arthropoda; Insecta; Lepidoptera; Tortricidae
Product: cytochrome P450 6B5-like
Exons: 1
Coding region: 42-1556 (504 amino acids)
Molecular function (GO): heme binding; monooxygenase activity; oxidoreductase activity, acting on paired donors, with incorporation or reduction of molecular oxygen
Source: RefSeq, a predicted model, not a curated record
AUGCCUAUACUUAUUUUUAGUUUGUGCUCGGUUGGUCAACAAUGACUACGUAUCUUCUGGUAGGUCUGGCCGUUGUUGCCUAUUGUUUUUAUCUUUAUUUUACAAGAACUUUUAACUAUUGGCGCAGCCGAAAUGUAGUGGGUCCCACACCUGUUCCGAUUUUUGGGAAUGUGAAAGAAUCAGCAUUGCGGCGUGAAAAUAUCACGAUGGUUUUUAAAAACAUUUACGAAGCCUAUUCUAACGAAAAAGUAGUUGGAGUGUAUAGAAUGACAACACCCGAUUUAUUGAUUCGAGAUGCGGAUAUUGUGAAGCAAGUGAUGAUCAAGGAUUUUGAUAUUUUUGCUGAUCGUGGAAUAAGAUAUGACACAGAUGGACUGGGUACUAACCUCUUUCAUGCAGACGAGAAGACUUGGAGGAUCUUAAGAAAUAAGUUAACGCCAAUUUUUACCUCAGGAAAACUAAAAAAUAUGCUUCACUUGAUUAUCGAUAGGAGUGACCAUUUUAUGAAGUACGUGGAAAAUCUAACUGAAACACAAACUGAACAAGAUGUUUUCCAACUUGCGCAAAAGUUCACGAUCGCAGCUAUAUCGGCUUGCGCUUUCGGAUUGGAUAUAGACAUAACAGAACAAAACAAUGUGAUGGAGGCAUUGAUGAAGCUCGAUAAGAGUAUAUUUACCAAUAAUUACACAUACGAAAUAGAUAUGAUGUAUCCUGGGAUGGUGAGUAAACUAGGACUCUCUUUAUUCCCUACUGACGUAAGAGAUUUUUUUCACAAUAUAGUCAGACAAGUAGUUAACGAAAGAAAUGGAAAAGCGACAAAUAGACAGGAUUUUAUGGAUCUAAUUCUCGAAUUAAAAGAAGCAAAGCGAGUACAGGUUGGCCGGAUUACAGAGGAAGAAGAAAUGAAAUCUAUUGAAAUAACGGAAGGUUUGAUAGCAGCCCAGGCUUUUGUAUUCUAUGGGGCAGGCUACGAGACUAGUGCAACUACUUUAGGAUUUAUGUUUAUGCAACUCGCUUUAAAUCCAGAGAUUCAGGAAAAAGUGGUUGCUGAAAUUGAAGAAGUGCUAAAACGGUAUAAUGAUAAAAUAACUUAUGAGGCUCUGCAAGAAAUGAGUUACUUGGAAAGAGUUUUCGAUGAGACCCUCCGUAUGUAUCCUGUGGUGGACCCUCUUUUCCGGAAAGUGGGUGCGGACUACAAGAUUCCUGAAACCGACGUGGAAUUGAAGAAGGGUCAAACGGUUCUCGUUUCUGCCAGUGGUAUACAUCACGACGCGAAAUAUUGGCCAAAUCCGUCUAAAUUUGAUCCUGACAGGUUUACUUCUGAGAAUUCAGCUGGUCGACAUCCGGCCGUGUACUUGCCUUUCGGGAUCGGGCGGAGACAAUGCAUCGGCAUGCGGUUCGCGAAGGUGCAGAGUCGCGUGUGCGCGGCGCGGCUGCUGCGGCGGUUCCGGCUGGAGCCCACGGACAACACGCCCAGGGAGCUCCGGUACAACCCUAACCGCAUAGUGCUAACCAUUAUUGGAGGGUGCAAAUUGAAUUUAUUGCCUAGAAAGUAGGAUAAUUCAGGAAGUGAUGUAGUGACCUGUACCCAAGAGUAUAAAGUAGUUAUCUCUCUCAAUCGCUCUUCGUUAUUGGUGCGAAAGAGCCAGUUGUGUAUCGUUCGCCACGGAGCGUCAACAAUUGUAAUCAUGACAGGUCCUACCUAACUUUGGAGCGAACUAUUUACGAAUUUAACUAGAUAUACGUAAAUACCCAAUAAGUGUAAAUGUGUUAACCUAUGUAUUCAUUUGCCUUUUUGUCUUAGACGCCAAAUCGAACAUACAUAUACACCUAUAUAUUAAUAUGAUUUCGGUUUAGGUUAUUAUCUGUUCUAUUAGUGGCAAUGAAAGGUAACCAUUUAUUUUAAUUUAAUACGAGUUUAAUAUAUGAAAUACUUAUAUUACAAAUCCUAUACUUGUCUAUACCUAUGGCGUGUGACUCAGGUAUGACUAAAAAUUUAAUUGUAAUACCCAAUUAAUCAUCCAUCCACUUUUGCUGCUUUUAUAACCUGUAUUUGAUAUGUUGCCAUUGUCACCGCUGCAGCUACUUAUGUAAAGGCACAGAAUAUAUAAUAGUACAAGUAGUAAAGGUAUUAAUCGCUGCAUAGUAUCGCUGCACGGGCGAUCAGUUUCGUUCGCAGACUUGCCAAAUUACCCAGCCCCACGACGGAUAAUGAAUAUUUGAUACAACCGCUGUAUCGGAGGCUUGUUGCUGUCUCGCAGGUAUCCAUUUUGGAUGAGGCAUUCCACUAUUUUGUACCGUGCUAAGGAUUUUUUGAUUGUUCGAACGAAUGAGACGUUGCAUUUUAUCAUAAUGUAAAAUCUUCUGUGAUUUUAUUCACAUGUGGGGUAAGGUACAUUUUGAGUUAUUUCUAUUAUGUUGGCUGGUGGAAUUGACUUUCAAUGCUGAAUAUGAUUAUAACAUAACAUACAUAACAUAUAACAUAAUAUACAAUUAUUUGAAUAUGAAUAAAAUCUCGCGCUCUACAAGUGUAGAGCUUGUUGUUAUAGGGAAAAUUGUAGAAGUAAAUGUUGUUUCCUGUUAGUAA